CUUUGGAGGCGAUGUAAAACAUUCGCGAGAUCUCGAACUACACAGAACUUGGACAGAGUGCGGAGUGCUAGUAUUUAUUCAUACAAAAUGGACAUCGAUUGACCAGGAAACUUAAAGCAAACGAAAGAGCAGAAUGUCUUUAUUUCAUCCGUGCGGAACGAUUAAUCGUUGAUUGUGUGUAAAUGCAUUUUGGGUGAAAAUCCAAAACUUCAUCUGUCCAUGGGUCUGCCAAAAUGGCGGCCGCUGUUUAUGUAUUCGCUGCUUUUGUUAUAUGGAAUUUGAUGUGUUUUAGUGGAACAUUGGGCGUGCAGCUACAAUGUCCGACGUAUUGUAAUUGCUUAGGAAACCUUGUAGAUUGUUCUCGACAAGGUCUUAUAAAUGUUCCGAAAGACCUCAUUUUCCCAGUGUGGACAACUAGACUAGAAUUGCAGAACAAUGGAAUUUCAUCCUUGUCUAAAGAUGAUUUUAAAGGAUUAAGAAACUUGACCCAGCUAGACAUCAGCUCCAAUGAUCUUCACUUCCUAAAUGACAGUGUAUUUGAACAUCUCACAUCUUUAGAAAUUUUGAAAAUCAACCACAACAAACUCAAUGAAGUGCCUAAACUAAAAGGACUGGGAAAGCUGAAAGUUUUAGAAUUAAACCAUAACCACAUAGGAACCCUGGUUCCAGAGUUCAUGGUUCACAUGAUCCAGCUAACAUCCUUGGAACUGAACCACAACUCACUAACGGACAUAAUACCAGGGGUGUUCCCAGCCAACAACUCACUUCAGAAACUAGUCCUGAAUAAUAAUUACUUGGAGUCUUUCGAGUCGAACUGCUUUGACAACCUGACAUCUCUGGAGGUCCUGAAGAUCAACAAAAACAAAGUGACCACCAUCUCCAAAGACAUCUUCAAGAAGCUGAAAAAUCUGGAAACUUUGGAGAUGACAAAGAACAAACUAAAGAGGAUAGGUGGACUGACUUUUCAGGAUCUGAAAAAUCUGAAGAUUCUGAAGCUGAGGAAGAACACGAUCACAAAGAUUUCUGAUGGAGCGUUUUACGGCCUGGACAAACUUGUCACCUUGCAAUUGGAACAUAACAAUAUGACACGAGUGACCCAGUCGUGGCUGUAUGGAUUAAAGGGCCUAAGAGAGAUAAACCUUGCACACAACAAGAUAAAGACGAUUGAUCCAGAGGCUUGGCAAGGGUGUGUUUCAAUUGACACAAUAGAUUUAUCUAACAAUAGACUGGUUACUAUCAGCAGUCAAGCUUUCUCAAAGCUUGGUCAUCUCAAGAAGCUGUUCCUCAAUAGUAAUAUGAUCACCAACAUCCAGGAUGGAGCAUUUCAGCAUCUUCAGGAGCUAGAGGAGCUGGAACUAAACAAUAAUGACUUAUCCUGGACCAUAGAGGACAAGUCUGGUGUGUUUGUGGGUCUGGUUAAGCUGAUGAAACUGAAACUGGAAAAGAACAAGAUCAAGUCAAUAGCUAACGAUGCAUUCAAAGGGUUGACCAACCUACGGGUUCUCAGUUUGAACAUGAACAACAUCACGUCUAUCAAGAACAAUGCCCUGGAGAGCAUGAUCUCCCUACAGCAACUGUACAUGAAUUCGUCUAGCUUUCUGUGUGAUUGUCAGCUUCAGUGGCUGCCCACAUGGUUGAUUCAGAAAACAUUCCACACCAUGGUCACCGCUAAGUGUGCUUACCCACCCAAACUCACUGGGAAGAAUAUAUUUCUGGUCCAGGCAGAUGAAUUCAAGUGUGAUGGUGAUUUCCUGAAGCCGUACAUCACAUCUCAUCCCAAGACAAGAGUGGCUUUGAAGAAUGACAAUAUAACCUUGACCUGUCAGGCAGUCAGUACAGAGGACUCUGGGACAGUUUUCAUCUGGAAAAGGGACAAUGUGGUGUUGACAGAGGGAAUGGACAACACAAAAGAGGCGGGGGUCCUGGGUGAUGGGAGAUCCAUCUAUAACUUCACCUCCCACCUCACCCUCAGGAACAUCCAGGAGAGGGACGUGGGAAACUUCCAGUGUAUCAUCACUAACAAGUUUGGCUCCGCCUACUCCAAUAAAGCCAACAUCACCAUUCAUGAAUAUCCAGAGUUCAUCAAAACUCCCAUUAACGUAACAGUCAAGGUAGGAACCACAGCCAGGUUUGACUGCUCAGCAAAGGGAGAACCAAAGCCUAAGAUUGUCUGGAGGAAGAACGGGGGAACUUUCCUAGCAGCUAAUGAGAACCGAUUCCACGUGAUGACGGCUGACGAUGUGUUCUUCAUAGCUCAGGUGAAGCCGGAGGAUGAGGGGGUGUACAGAUGUACAGCAUCCAACUCAGAAGGACAAAUCAGCAUCAACGUAACAUUGUCUGUUCAGCAACCUCCUUCCUUUACGGAGCCCAUGAGGAGAACAAAAAUUGUGAAUGAGGGACAAACAGCAGUGUUGGAGUGUAUGGCAGAGGGUCGUCCUAAACCAUUACUCUCCUGGAAGAAGGAUAACCGCACCCUGGAUCUGACCAACCGCCACUUCCUGGCAGCUCACAAACAACUGCUCAUCAUCGUAAAGACCACCACAACAGAUAGUGGCAAAUACACCUGUGAGAUGAAAAACACAUUGGGAAGCCGCAGUGGAGACACCCAUCUUCAUGUGCAGAGUCUUCACCAUCCUGUCAAAUCUAAUAACCAGAGGCCUUCAUCUGAAGAUAGCUCUAUAGAUGAGUCUACCACAACAGGAAUUAUUAUCAUUGCUGUGGUAUGUUGUGUGGUGGGAACCUCCUUGGUGUGGGUUAUCAUUAUCUACCAUACCAGGAAAAGACAUGAGCUAUACACGCCCACCUCCACGGAUGAUUCCCCCAUACCAGCUGACUACAUGAGCCAGCAGCAGUACGAAGAGGAGGGAGGGGUAUACCCUCACCAAGUGAUGAUGUAUCACCCUGGAUCUUAUCAGCAGUACCAGGAGUAUCAGAGCAAGGAGUCGGGGUACGAGUCGUCUUCAGGCAGAAUCAGAGCUGCAAGAGCAGCGGCCAUCUUCCCCAGUGAUGUGGAGGAUGGGAACCAGCACCCUGGAUCCAGAGUACCAGCUGAUCACUCACCAGACAACAGUGCUUCAUAUCCAAACAGUGAAACAGACUCACUCAAAAGUUCUCAGAGCACGAGUAGCACUCACACCAGUGGUCAGCAGACACUGAGGACAUUCCACCCAGACAUUAGGGAGGUCCCGCAACCUCCCCCUCUCCCCCCUUCAACGAGAUCCCAAAACAAGUGCUCAGAGCAGAGUUAUUGUGAGAACUGUGAAUUGUGUAGAGGUGAACAAAGUGACUCGCAUAAAUGCCAAAGUUUAAACAGACAUUCUUUGCUGAAUGGCACAUACUCAAAUGGAUUAUCGCAUCCAGGAGUCCAUCACGGUUCACUUCCUCAGCCCCCUGGUGGUAGUAUUAGAGAAGUAGGAGUUUCAGAAAGAAUGUGUGAUAGUCCACCACAACAAUCCUGUACAUGUUCAACUUGUCAUAAUCAUGUAUCUCCUGUAUAUAACUCAUCUCUCAGAACAAGCAAUGCGUGUUCUUAUCAUCAUAGUCCACAAUCAACCUCCCACAAUGCCAGUAAUGGACCUUGUUAUUUAAAUACUCAUGAAAUUCGCAUUUGUGCAAAUCCCUGUUGUGCGCCCCCUGGUGAGAACAGGGAGCAUCGUAGUGACAAUCAGGAGGGGAGACCACUCCAUCGGUUUCGGUCGGCAGAGAACUGUAUGGUGGGUGAUUACUAUCACCGGGCAGACACUAGAGGUCACCACAGUCUGAACCGGAACUGGUCAACGGACAAAAUCCCCCCCACCAUUCCACCGAAACAGCAUAAACAUAUGUACAUACAUGCAAAUAAAUGCUCGCUGGCACAGAAUGGGGGUCCCCAUGGUAAAUACCCCCACCCUCAGAAUGUCUAGCAUAAUAUACUGAUGUAUAGUGCAGUGUUAAAAUUUUGUCUUUUCAAAGCAAGCUUCUGGAAUUUGCACUGUCAAAUUGCUUAAAUUGGAAGAAAAAUAUGUACCAUUUGAGAUGAGUAUUAUCUUAAAUUAUCUUCAGGUUAUUGAUAUUUUGUAUUUUAAAUGUAAAGCAACAGUGCAAAUCUCAUUACCUUCUUUCAUAGUAUGUUAAUAUUUUAGCUGAUAUAGUUUGAAACUAUUUCAAAACCAGUGAAAUUAUAACCAUUGUUGACUGUGAUCGUAUAAGCCAAAGGUUUUCUGUUUUGUUCAACUUUGUUGUGUAUAAUGCAAGUUCCUUAAUCAUGCAUUUGUUGAACUGACAUUUUUUCCUCCCCCCAAAGAAAAGCAUUAGUAUGUUAUCAAAAGGCAGAAACAUUUUUGAGCAUUUAUAAACCAAAAGCAUUAUAGAUGAUUUUCAUUGUAGUCUAAACGGAGAAUUUCAGUUCUGUGUACUGCAUAAUACAAUGUAAAAUGGUGUUUAUGAAUUGCCAUACGUUUAAUUUAGAUUGCUUUGAAUUCUCGGAAAGAUUUCUUCAUUCCAUGAAAAAAAAUUGAAGUAUUUCUUUCUAUGUAUUUAAGAUGUACAUACUUAUGUAUUAAAAUGAAAUACCUCAUACCACAAAUAUUUGGUUCAUACAUGUUUCUGUUUGAAAGUUGGAGAGUGACUCAUGUUAUGCAAGUUUGUUUAUGAGACAAAUUUUUUCAGAGUUUUCAUUUUGGAAUUGUGAAAUGUCCAAAAUGUUGAUAAUCAUUUUUCAAAUAGUAAGCACUUUUUUAAAUCUCCCAAUAGGAAUAAAUUCAAUAAAAUAGGUUUAUGUCGGUUACUUUUCAGUAAAGAAGUAUGUUGGUGUUUUGAUUUGCAGUCCGUUACAUUUUAGCAGCAGCAUACAAGGUGCUUUAAAAGAUAUAUCAGUAUUUUAUAUUUACCAUUUGUUUGUAGACAGCAUUGUGUUUCAUUGCUUUUGAGUUUUGUAUGAAACAUAUUGUGAAUCUGAUGAACAUUAGGUCUAUUAAAUGCAUUAUUAUAAAUGUGACUAUAUAAUGAAAUCCAUACACACUAACCUCCCUUUGUUACGAGACGUCUUCUUUUUUCUUUCUUCACCCAUUUUCACUUACAUGUCAUGUUAUCAUUUUAUUUUCUCUCAUGAAAAUGUAUUCUGUUUAGUUAUCCCAAAAGAUCAUACUUUAUUGUGGUUUUCAAAAAAAAGUCCUCAAUUUUUAUUACAAAAUGUUAAAUGAAAUUUGGCUUUGUUUAUAGAAUAUUUAUGCAUUGUGAUUGAUUUUAAAUUUAAAUACACCAUCAAAGUUAUAAAAAAAAAAAAACCCAAAUAAUCUUAUGUUAUAAAUAAAAAGUAUUUUUAUUACAUUUCUCGAGGUGCCAUUUGUUAACGAGUUUAAUCAUCCAUUGUACACUGUAUGUCAUAGUGUUUGUCUAUACUACAAGUGUAGCUUCAACUCUUAUUUAUUUAUGGUUGUGUACAUUGUGACGACAUUGAAGCAGUUUCUGUUAUUAUAUUUGUACAGAAAAAAAUAAUGAAAACAGCAAAUUAAAAUAUUUGAAAUAAUUUA
This is a messenger RNA of Saccostrea echinata, 5510 nucleotides long. RefSeq names its product leucine-rich repeats and immunoglobulin-like domains protein 3. The transcript is spliced from 19 exons. The coding region runs from base 234 to 3902 and encodes 1222 amino acids. Gene Ontology annotation, molecular function: protein binding. Lineage: Eukaryota; Metazoa; Mollusca; Bivalvia; Ostreida; Ostreidae. The record is from RefSeq and is a predicted model, not a curated record.